AUGAGCGCUCGAGAAGAGACAGCGCCCGCCGCCGCGGCGGCCGCACCGCCCCACGUAGUCCUCGUCUGCUUCCCGAGCCAGGGCAACCUGAACCCUACGCUCCGCCUCGCCAAGCGCCUCGCGGCCAAGGGCCUCCUCGUCACCUGUUGCACAACCUCCAGCAUCGGCGCCUGCCUCGCGGCCGCCUCCUCAUCGGGGGUCGUGUCGACCGGCGGCGAUGGCGUGCGCGUGGGCAGCGGCCGCAUCCGGUUCGAGUUCCUGGACGACCACGGUAACGAGAAGGACGACCUCAUGCGGUACUUCGAGACGUCCGCGCCGGCAGCGUUCGUCGAGCUGCUCGGGCGCCAGGCCGAGGCGGGGCGGCCAGUGACGUACGUCGUCGGCAACCCGUUCCUUCCGUGGGUGGUCGACGUCGCGGCCGAGGCGGGCGUCCCCGCCGCGGUGCUGUGGGUGCAGUCGUGCGCGGUGCUCUCGCUCUACUACCACUACGCGCGCGGGCUGGUGGAGUUCCCGCCCGAGGAUGACAUCGACGCGCGGGUCGCGCUCCCGGGCCUCCCGCCGCUGUCCGUCGCCGAUGUGCCGUCGUUCCUGCUCCCGUCGAACCCGUACAAGAUGAUCGCCGACGCGAUACAGGGCCAGUUCCGCAACGUGGACAAGGCGGCGUGGGUGUUCGUCAACUCCUUCACGGAGCUCGAGCGCGACGUGCUCGCCGCGCUCCCGGGCGUCACGCCGCGCCCGCCGCAGCUGAUCCCCGUGGGCCCGCUCAUCGAGCUCGAGGAGGACGGCGCCGCGGUGCGGGGUGACCUGAUAAAGGCCGCGGACGACGACUGCGUGGGGUGGCUGGACGCGCAGCCGCCGCGCUCCGUCGUGUACGCGUCGGUGGGCAGCGUCGUGGUCCUGUCCGCCGAGGAAGUCGCCGAGAUGGCGCACGGGCUCGCGUCCACCGGCCGGCCCUUCCUGUGGGUGGUGCGGCCGGAUACCCGCCCGCUGCUCCCGGAGGGGUUCCUGGACACCGUCGCGGGAUGCGGCAUGGUCGUGCCGUGGAGCCCGCAGGAGCGCGUGCUGGAGCACGCUGCCACUGCGUGCUUCCUCACGCACUGCGGCUGGAACUCCACGCUAGAGACGGUGGCCGCCGGAGUGCCCGUGGUAGCAUUCCCUCAAUGGGGUGACCAGUGCACGGACGCCAAGUUCCUGGUGGACGAGCUCAGGAUGGGCGUCCGUCUGCGCGCGCCGCUGCGGCGGGAGGCCGUGCGCGAGGCCGUGGACGCCGCCGUGGCGGGGCCAGAGGCUGACGCCAUGCUGUCCAGAGCCAGGUCAUGGAGCGCGGUGGCCCGGGGGGCCGUGGCGCCCGGCGGGUCAUCAGACCGGCACGUCCAGGCGUUCGUCGACGAGGUUGUGCAGCGAGCGUGUGGAAGGCAACCAGACGAGGUUACGAUGAUGAGCGGGUAA
Molecule: messenger RNA, 1449 nt
Organism: Miscanthus lutarioriparius
Lineage: Eukaryota; Viridiplantae; Streptophyta; Magnoliopsida; Poales; Poaceae
Source: the annotation of a GenBank genome assembly